This is a messenger RNA of Punica granatum (pomegranate), 915 nucleotides long. The record is from RefSeq and is a predicted model, not a curated record. NCBI's taxonomy places the organism in Eukaryota, Viridiplantae, Streptophyta, Magnoliopsida, Myrtales, Lythraceae.
AUUAUCUCCACUGAGACUUUCACCUUCAUCCUUGCAUUCUUCUACAGUUACAAACUCGAUACGGUUCAAUUCGACUCUAAAUUACGUUCAUGGCGAAGAUCGCUCUAGGAAGCAGUCAAGAGGCGGCCCAGCCCGACUUCAUCAAGGCCCUCAUUGUUGAGUUCAUUGCCACCUUCCUAUUCGUAUUUGCUGGAGUUGGAUCUGCCAUGGCCGCCGAUAGGCUAGAGGCACCCCCGCUUGUGGGGCUAUUUGCGGUGGCGGUGGCCCAUGCGCUGGUGGUAGGGGUGAUGAUAUCGGCGGGCCACAUCUCUGGCGGCCACCUGAACCCUGCUGUCACACUCGGCCUCCUUUUCGGUGGUCACAUCACCAUCUUCCGCUCGAUCCUCUACAUCAUAGACCAGCUUUUUGCUUCCGCAGCCGCCUGCUUCCUCCUCCAGUACCUCACUGGAGGACUGGCUACUCCAAUACACACGCUUGGCAGUGGAGUGGCCUACCUCCAUGGCAUAGUAUGGGAGAUAGUCCUUACCUUCUCCCUCCUCUUCACCGUCUAUGCCACCAUUGUGGACCCGAAGAAGUGGGCCCACGCGGCCCAGGGCCCGAUCCUCACGGGGUUCAUCGUUGGUGCCAACAUUCUGGCCGGAGGGGCCUUCUCUGGUGCCUCAAUGAACCCGGCUCGGUCCUUUGGUCCUGCCCUCGCGAGCUGGGACUGGACCGACCACUGGGUCUACUGGGUCGGUCCUCUUAUUGGCGGUGGCCUUGCUGGGCUCAUCUACGAGAACUGCUUCAUCAUCAGGACCCACAUUGCUCUUCCCACCACCGAGGAUGCUUUGUAAGUAAAAAUUUGGACUCUAUUCGGACAUUUAGAUGUAUGUUUAUCCUAUCUGCUGAAUUAAGUGUACCUAUUUAUUGUAUCUA